Molecule: messenger RNA, 3403 nt
Organism: Elaeis guineensis (African oil palm)
Lineage: Eukaryota; Viridiplantae; Streptophyta; Magnoliopsida; Arecales; Arecaceae
Product: BTB/POZ domain-containing protein At1g30440
Molecular function (GO): protein binding
Source: RefSeq, a predicted model, not a curated record
AAAAUUAUUUCUUCCUUGGAUGGAGCUGUAGAGUUUAACCUGUUGCGUACUGCCAAGAGGGAAUCUCUCUGCAGUGGAACCUGGAGUUCUGGAGUAAAAUAACUAGGAAUUGUGAGCAAAGAGAGGAGUGGAGAAGAUUGGGGCUUCCACUAAGAAAUAAGGCCAAAGACCCACUGCUUUUGAGGUUGUUCAAAUAGUUCUUUAGUAGGAGUUUAGAGCCUCUGUGCUUUCUCCUAUUCCUGUGCCUUUUGUUGUCUUUUUUGACAGAUGGGCAGUGCAUGGGUUGGUCCUUAUUGCAAUUGCAUUUUGCUGUUUGGAAGUUUAUGUUGAAGAAGUAGGAGAAAGGACAGAAUAGAAAUUGCCCUUUUGGAGGGUCUUCCAUCCAUCUCUUCUUUCCCCAUUUUGGCUGUUUGGUUGGGGGAGGGGGGAAUUGGGGAGUGGAUUCCUUGUGGAAGUUGCUGGUCUUCGGAGUUUGUGGGUGCUGCCCUAAAGUUUGGUGCUGGAGGUAAGCGACAUUGUUCCUCGGGGUUCUUGGUUUGGUUGGGAUUUGUGUCUUUCGGUGCAUUCCUCGUGUCUGAGGUUCUGGUGGGGGGAUGGUGGUGGAUUUGGAACUGCAUUUUAGUGGUGGGAUUAAGUCUGGGUUUUUGUUAAGGGUAUGAUGCCCUAGAAUUGGUUCUGAGCUUGGACUUGGUAGCUUGGUGAAGGUUUAGGUGGUUCAGAUGAGGAAGAUCUCGCUUGGUACGUCCCAAAGUUUUGGAUUUUGUGGUGGGUUAGGGCUGAGCUUUCUGGUUUCCGGUCUGUCUUUGGGUUUUCUUGGGUGAUACAUAACCUUGUAUAUCUUUUGAGCUAAAUACUCGUAAUGGUUUAACUGGUUUUUGGUUUCUGAAGGUGUUUCCAGGCUGAAUUUUUCAGUUUUUUUUUUUUUUUUUUUAAAAGGCUUUUCGCAUAUAGUAGAAGGAUUGUGGUUUUGAAACAGAGUACGUAUCUUUAAGAGCUUCAGGUCUUGCUGUUGUUAAGGUGAUCUGCUUCUGUGAGAUAUUAUAAUUUCACUGUAGAGACUUGAUGCCUUAGAUUCAGGAGUCUGUUUAGAGGUUGGUAUCACGGAUCUGUGGUCCUUCAGGUUUUUAUAACACUCUAGUGGAAGAACAGUGUGCUCUUAGAGAUUCUUAAGGUGCUGUAGGUGCGACUUUGUUUUCAAGUGAUACUUAGGCUAUAGCAAGGUUCUCUUUUAGGUUCUUUGCGCUGUUCAUCCCUUCUUAGGUUGAGUAAGAUGGCUUGUAUGAAGUUGGGAUCAAAAUCUGAAGCUUUCCAGCGGCAAGGACAAGCCUGGUUCUGCACUACUGGGCUUCCUAGUGAUGUUACUGUUGAAGUUGGAGACAUGUCAUUCCAUCUUCACAAGUUCCCUCUUCUGUGCAAGAGUAGUCUUUUGGAGAAAUUAAUCAAGGAGAAAUCUGAUGAUGAGGAGGGCUGUGUCAUCCAGCUACAUGAUGUUCCUGGUAGUGCAGAAGCAUUUGAAAUAGUUGCUAAGUUUUGCUACGGUGUGAAGUUAGAACUUACUGCAUCAAAUGUUGUGUACCUACGGUGUGCUGCUGAGCAUCUUCAGAUGACAGAAGAAAUUGCAGAGGACAACUUAAUUGCUCAGACUGAAACCUUCCUUAACCAAGUAGUACUCCAUAGCUGGAAGGAUUCAUUAAAAGCACUCCAAACAUGCGAUGAUCUUCUCCCGCAUGCUGAAAAUCUUCAGGUUGUAAAGCGAUGCAUCGAGUCAUUAGCUGUUAAAGCAUGCACAGAUCCAAAUCUAUUUGGCUGGCCAAUGAUGGAGCAUGGUGUCAUGCAAAGCCCUGGUGGGAGUGUCUUGUGGAAUGGUAUAAGCACAGGAGCCAGACCUAGACAAUGUAGUUCAGAUUGGUGGUAUGAGGAUGCCUCCUCUUUGAGUCUACCCAUUUAUAAGAGGCUGAUCUCGGUCAUGGAAUCUCGAGGCAUCAGACAAGAGAUAAUUGCUGGAUCAUUGACUUAUUAUGCCCAAAGGUAUCUUCCAGGACUGAAUAGACGUCAUAGUCUGGGACCUGUAGCUUUGACGGUUGCACCAUCUGAAGAAGAACAGAGGCAUCUGCUGGAAGAGAUUGAUAGCUUGCUGCCAUUUCAGAAGGGUACAACAUCAACUAAAGUUUUGCUUGGGCUUCUUCGCACUGCCAUGAUUUUGCGAGCUAGCCCAUCAUGCAUUUCUAACCUAGAGAAAAGAAUAGGAAUGCAGCUAGAUCAGGCCACCUUGGAAGAUUUACUUCUGCCAACCUACUCAUACUCUAUGGAAACACUUUAUAAUGUAGACUGUGUCCAGAGAAUUCUUGAGCACUUCUUAGCCAUGGAUCAGGCAACUGGCGGGGCCUCUUCUGGUUUGGUUGAUGAUGAGCAGCUGAUGGGCUCGCCUUCUUUGACACCAAUAACUACUGUUGCUAAGCUAAUUGAUGGAUUCCUGGCGGAGGUUGCAUCUGAUAUUAACUUAAAGUUGCCAAAGUUUCAAUAUUUAGCUGCUGCAGUACCUGAUUAUGGCCGGCCACUGGAUGAUGGACUUUAUCGUGCUAUUGACAUAUAUUUGAAGGCGCACCCAUGGCUCAUGGAAUCUGAUAGGGAACAACUCUGCCGCUUGAUAGACUGCCAGAAGCUCUCCCUGGAAGCCUGCACUCAUGCUGCACAGAAUGAGCGACUCCCACUACGAGUGGUAGUUCAAGUCCUCUUUUUUGAGCAGCUUCAGUUGAGGACCUCAAUUGCAGGAUGCUUGCUUGUCUCUGACAACCUCGAUGGGUCACGUCCUCUGAGGAGUGGCCUUGUAGGCUCAAGUGAGGGUGGUGGGUGGGCGACAGCUGUUAGGGAGAACCAAGUCUUGAAAGUAGGCAUGGACCACAUGAGGAUGAGGGUAUCUGAGCUUGAGAAAGAAUGCUCUAGCAUGAAGCAUGAGAUUGAGAAGUUGGGCCGGGGGUGGAGUGGGUGGAGCAGUGUCCCGAGGAAGUUUGGAUUUAGGAUUAAGUCCCAGAUGUGCAGUGCUCAAGAGGGUUCUGUCAGCGAACAGCAGAAGAGUGGUACUGGGAAGAUUGAGAAGCUGCAGGCGAAGCUUACAAAGCACAAGAAACAGUUGCCUACAGAUGUGUAAACUUUCACGUGACUGCAAUGUUAUUUUUCUGUGCUUAUUUCUUGCAGUGAAACUUUGAAUUCAAAUCCUUUUGGUCGCGCCUGUUUUUCUGCUUGCCUUUUCUUUUAUCUUGGGCUCCCACCCUUUGUCUGCUAUGGAACAUGGGAAUGUAUGACCCUUGGUUUUCCUUUAUGCUUCUUGUAAGUUGUAUUUGUAAUGCUGGAAUUGCAAAUUGGAAGACAUGUCUUGGAAAAAAAUGUUUCUGAGUCCUUGUCA